AUGGGAAUCUCUGACAGCCAAGCGAUGAUGGGACCUGGUACACUGUCGUACGACCCCAUGUUCGGUACCAUCCCCACGAACGCAUAUAGCGGCUCGAGCACCUGGCACGGAAUCGACGCAAAUGGUCAACAAAGGAACCAAGGUGGCGCCACUGUGCCGAGUCCAAGCACAAAGAGCAACACAGGAAGCACUGGCACCCAAGGUGAUGAGAAGGACCCGUUCUUGGCGCUCCUGGAGCAGCUCGCGGAGAAUGAGCAACGCUUUAACAACGGCACAGGGGAGCUUGAUUUCUUCCUUGCUGGAUCCGGCGUCGAGACACGAUAA
Messenger RNA from Cordyceps fumosorosea ARSEF 2679, 324 nucleotides. RefSeq names its product Fungal specific transcription factor. Bases 1 to 324 code for a protein of 107 amino acids. The transcript has a single exon. The record is from RefSeq and is a predicted model, not a curated record. NCBI's taxonomy places the organism in Eukaryota, Fungi, Ascomycota, Sordariomycetes, Hypocreales, Cordycipitaceae.